UGCUGCUUCCUGCACUCUCCGGGCCACCAUGCUGCUGUUCCGCGUGCUGGAGAAUUUACGCGCGUGGACUGAAGUCUCGGCGCGUAACCGACACUGGACCAGCAUUGUCGGGCUGUCAGUGAGAUUUUCCAGCACUAAAGCUGCUCCGCGGUACCGAAGAAUGGACUAUCAGGAUGCGGUUUGCACCCUCAACACCCUCCAGACGAAUGCCAGCGCUCUGGAGCAGGUGAAGCGAGAGCGGGGACAUCCUCAGCUCCAGCUGCAGGCCAUGAGGGGCUUUCUUCAGCGAGCAGGACUCAAGGUAGAAGAACUGGAUCGUCUUAAUAUUAUUCAUGUAACUGGAACAAAAGGAAAGGGAUCAACAUGUGCCUUCACAGAAAAGAUUUUGAGAAACUAUGGCUUCCGCACUGGAUUCUACAGUUCUCCUCAUUUGGUGCAAGUGAGAGAGCGGAUCCGAAUCAACGGUCAGCCAAUAGGAAAAGAGCUUUUCACCAAAUACUUCUGGCAAGUGUAUGGACGACUGGAGGAGACAAAGGAUGCCCAUGGUGGCAGCAUGCCUGCUUAUUUCCGCUUUCUCACUAUCUUGGCCUUCCACGUCUUUCUUCAGGAGAAGGUUGAUUUGGCCGUUAUUGAGGUCGGGAUUGGUGGAGCGUACGACUGCACCAACAUUAUCAGGCGUCCUUGGGUGUGCGGUAUCUCGUCUUUAGGUAUCGAUCACACUAGCAUUCUGGGAGACACCAUUGAGAAAAUCGCCUGGCAGAAAGGAGGGAUUUUUAAGCCUGGAGUUCCUGCGUUCACAGUCAAACAGCCUGACGGGCCGAUGAAAGUGCUUCAGGAGAGAGCAGAAGAAGUUGGGUGCUCGCUGUCGGUGUGUCCAGAUCUGGAUGAGUACGAGAGCGAGGGUUCCCUCAGCUUGGGGUUAGCUGGUCAGCAUCAGCGCAGCAACGCGUCUUUGGCUCUUCAGCUCUCACACACAUGGCUGCAGAGACACAUCCUCACAGAUCCAGCGUCUCCAGUGGAGUUCAGCGGUGUGAGUUCAGCUCCAGCGUUUCAGCCCAGUCCUGCAAUGAUCAAAGGUCUUGCGGAGACUGAGUGGCCUGGACGCAAUCAGACACUAAAACACGGUCCUGUGACCUAUUACAUGGAUGGAGCUCAUACCACACGCAGCAUGCAGGCCUGUGUGCGCUGGUUCAAUGAGGUCGCAACACAACACGAGAGGAACGCAGGAGGUUCAGUGCUGAGGGUUCUCUUAUUCAACGCUACAGGAGAGAGAGACUGUGCCGCCAUGCUCAAACUGCUGGCACCCUGUCAUUUUGACUUUGCUGUGUUUUGUCCAAACAUCACAGAGGCCAUCGCGUCCUGUAAUGCAGACCAACAGAACUUCAACGUUUCUGUGGAGAACAUGCUGACCCGUUGCCUGGAUAACCAGCAGAGUUGGCGCGUCCUAAAUGGACAUGAGGAGAAGCCGGAGGCAGAGCUUCUGAUUGGCGGAGGCCUGCCAUUGGUUGCUGAGCGUCACGGGGACACCCUGGUAUUCCCCUGCAUCCUCAGCGCCCUGCAGUGGAUCAGUCAGGGUCGAGACUCAGUCCUGGCAGACGCAAACAAACACACAAUACCUGUCAAGCCUAGCAUAAACGCUAAAGCUGCGCCGCUUCGAGAGGCCCAGAACAUACACGUCCUCAUCACAGGCAGCUUACACUUGGUGGGAGGAGCCUUAAAACACUUGGAUCCCGCUUUAAACUCUUAAUACACUCUUCUCCAGUGUCAGACUUGCAGAAAGUGCGCCACCUAGUGCCUAAAAUCUUACUCACAGCUCAGUAUUACUGCUAAUCAUCAAGGUGUUUUUCUAAAAUUCCUACUUUUAUAGUACGUCGGACCAAUUUGGUUUUGUAAAAGGCACAUCAAUCCAAAUCUACUUGAGCUGCUCGUGUUUACUUGGAUUUGACGUACUUGGUGCAUUGAGUUCAUAUUUCUGUUUCAUUUUUUACACUACAGUUUGUUUUAAACCAGUGUCUUUCUCUAAAAUGACAGUGAGAGGUUGCCUGUCUGUCAGUGUUUGUGGUAUUUUUAUUAUUGCACUGAUGAAUAAUGUGCCAUAUAUAAAACACUGUUCUCUAAUUAUGUAGUAAUAUAUGAUUUCUUACUCAUGCAUGGGGAAAUUUGCCUUUAUACAUGCAAAAAGAUGAUGUUCAGUGCAUGUAAACACUGAGGUUUCCACAUUUGUUCAUGCCACAUAAACACGUUGAAUUUGUUGUCUAUAUAUAUAAUAUACAUCAAAUGAUUUUUCAAUGAAAUCUGACUUUUUACAUUUGUAAUGACACUGUUUUGUAGUAUUUUAUGUUCUAAUAAGUGUAUAGCUCAGGGGUGUCCAAUCUCAGUCGUGGAGGGCCGGUGCCCUGCUGAGUUUAGCUCCAACUUGCCUCAACACACCUGCCAGGAAGUUUCUAGUGUAUCGAGCUAGAGCUUGAUUAGCUGCUUUAGGUGUGUUUGAUAAGGGUUGGAGAUGAACUCUCCAGGACACCGGCCCUCCAGGACUGAGUUUGGACACCCCUGGUAUAGAUUAAAUUAAAAUGGGUUUUUUGAGUAUGUUACAACACUUAUUAUGGGUUGUUUUUGUCAUCUGUGAAAGACUGGAGGAUUAAUAUAAAAUCUAAUGUGAGUAAAUAUUGGUUUGGAUCAAUAAAAUUGAUACCGCUCUUGUCUUAAA
Messenger RNA from Danio rerio (zebrafish), 2707 nucleotides. It is a transcript of the gene fpgs, whose product is annotated as folylpolyglutamate synthase. Gene Ontology annotation, cellular component: mitochondrial inner membrane; cytoplasm; mitochondrial matrix. NCBI's taxonomy places the organism in Eukaryota, Metazoa, Chordata, Actinopteri, Cypriniformes, Danionidae. Gene Ontology annotation, biological process: tetrahydrofolylpolyglutamate biosynthetic process; folic acid-containing compound biosynthetic process. Gene Ontology annotation, molecular function: tetrahydrofolylpolyglutamate synthase activity; ATP binding; acid-amino acid ligase activity. The record is from RefSeq and is marked validated.